GGCAAAAUUAACCAGAUCGAGUUGUACCGCGUCCGCAUGACUCGAAAGGGCGGCGCAGACGACCACGAGCUCAUGUCCAACCUCCAGAGCCCGCGCUGGAAUAAUUGCAUAUGGACGCUGCAAAUCGCCGACAUUCCUGCCGCAGGAAAACGCCCUGUCCUGGUGCAGAACCUGUACGAGACCACCAUCGUGCAGGCCGACGACAUUCUGGGCUACAUGGACGAGCUCGGAUACAUGCCCGAGACAGAGUACUGGGUGCGCGGUGUGCGGUUCUUCUACAACGACGUCAUCAUCGAGGUGUUCAGGGUCUACCACUGGAAAGAGCAGCAGGAGCUGCUGGAUCCUAAAUACCAGGUGCGGUGUCUGGUUAACGUAGCGCGACUCAACGACUUGGACAGUGUUGCUCGCGGCACGAAACAGCUCGAGGCACUGAAAACCGAGCUUUCGGGCCUGAUAGAGCUCGACCUGUACGAAAGAACGAGUCUCGAUGGCCGCUUUAAUUGGAAUUAAUUCA
Ogataea polymorpha is the source of this 514-nucleotide messenger RNA. RefSeq lists its product as uncharacterized. The transcript has a single exon. Gene Ontology annotation, biological process: regulation of transcription by RNA polymerase II; termination of RNA polymerase II transcription. Bases 37 to 510 code for a protein of 157 amino acids. Gene Ontology annotation, molecular function: transcription coregulator activity. Gene Ontology annotation, cellular component: core mediator complex; mediator complex. The record is from RefSeq and is a predicted model, not a curated record. NCBI's taxonomy places the organism in Eukaryota, Fungi, Ascomycota, Pichiomycetes, Pichiales, Pichiaceae.